AUGGAGCAAACCAAGGCCCUGAACGCUCUAGAGCCCUUCCUCGCCCUCUCCAAAUCAGCAACCUCUCCCCGCGCCGCCGCUGAUCUAGUAAUCCGAGCAACAUCCUCCCCCAACACAUUCAUCUUCAGCGAACUGCUCAGUACACCACAAAUCCAAUCUCUGAGCUCAUCAACCGAAUAUGUAAACCACCUCACCCUCCUCCAGAUCUUCAGCUAUGGAACCUACACAUCCUACACCUCAACCCCGGGUCUCCCCACCUUGAACGAUGCCCAACUUCUCAAGCUACGACAGCUUUCAUUCCUUACAUUGGCACGAAACUCGGCAGAUUUGAGCUACAGCAACCUUCUCACAAGCCUAGGAAUGAGCACGCCGCGAGAGUUGGAGGACUUGGUGAUUUCAGCAAUCUACGCAGGUCUAGUAUCCGCAACUCUAGAUCCAUACCACCAGAACGUGCUAGUCUCAUCUGUAUCGCCCCUUCGAGAUCUCGAGCCAAAUUCGAUUCCCAGCAUGCUCGACACCUUAUCAGAAUGGUCAUCACGUUGCACCAGCACACUUGCAGAUCUAGAGCGACAAAUUGCCGGUAUCAAAGCCGAAGCUGCGAGACGUCAUAAGGAGGAAGCCGAGUGGAGUGCUGAGGUAGAGAAGAUCACUGAUGAUAAGAUUAAGGGGGAUGCUGCGAAAGGCCCUCUGAAUAACUUCAUGAGUAGCAUUACUGGUGGUCUGGGUAUGGGCAGGAAACUUGGUGGCGGUCAAGGCAAGAGGGGUAUGGCAGAUGGGGAUGCAUGGGAAGACGAUAUGGACUUGGAUGAAGAGGAUGAUGAUAUUCCACACCGAAACACCAGAGCUGCGAAGAAGAGAGGGUUUGGUGGGUUGGGAGGCGGCAAAUAA
This is a messenger RNA of Glarea lozoyensis ATCC 20868, 888 nucleotides long. RefSeq lists its product as uncharacterized. The coding region runs from base 1 to 888 and encodes 295 amino acids. The transcript has 2 exons. Gene Ontology annotation, cellular component: COP9 signalosome. NCBI's taxonomy places the organism in Eukaryota, Fungi, Ascomycota, Leotiomycetes, Helotiales, Helotiaceae. The record is from RefSeq and is a predicted model, not a curated record.